UAUCAUGGCCACUCUGAGUAUGAAGCCAGGCCAGAGGUUCACACUGCCAGACUGGUAUAUCAAUUCUGACCUCCUCUCUACCAAUGCUGAGCGCCAACGUUCUGCCUCCCACCAGAUCAGGCAAGAAGCCCGGAUCCUUCGCAAUGAAACAAAUAACCAGACAAAAUGGGAUGAGUAUGACAACCGCACGCGUCUCAAUGAGCGUCUUGACACGGUCAAUCGAUGGAAAGAAACUCUGGAUAAAUGCCUCACCGACAUCGACACAGAAAUCAAUACCUUGACCCAAAUGAAGGAGGCAGCAGAACGUGCCCUCCAAGCUAAAAACCUGCUAUUGGAUGUGGCCAUUGAAAACCUCACUCUCCGGGAGAGUCGCCGAGCCAUUGAUGUAGUGAAAGACCACGUGGAGGACGAGCUGCAUAAGGAAGUGGAAGUGAUCGAUGCCACCAAGAGAGACCUUCAGCAGAAAGUCAGUGAGGCUUUUGAGCAGCUCUGCCUCUUGCAGGAAGCCCGCCAGCAGUUAAAUUUUGAUCAUCGAGGGAAAAAGGAAGCCCUGGAGAUCGACCAGACCUGUGUUUCUUUCAGCGUCAAUUCUCCCAAUAUCUCCUACAAAGUCAACCCCACCCGGGUGCCAAUUGGAACCGUCACACCAGAGCAGUGGGACCAGUUCAGUCAAUACAACAAGGAUCGGGCAGAGACAGAAAUGAAAGCAGCUACAGAGCUGAGAGAAGCCAUUGCUCUCACCAUUGCGCAGACUGACAACGAGUUAGAAGCUCAGCGAGUGGCUACUGAAUUUGCCUUCCGGAAGAGGAUCCAUGAACUGGAAAAAGCUCUUGAUGAGCUGAGAUGGCAAGAGAAGAACACUUUGGAAGAAAUUGCUGAGAUGGAGGAGGACAUUAGACGCCUGGAGGAGGAUCUCCGGAGGAAAAUGACCAGUCUGAAAUUGGCUCACACUCGCCUGGAGACUCGGACUUACCGUCCCAACAUGGAGCUUUGCCGUGACCAGGCUCAACAUGGAUUAACUGAUGAAGUUCAUCAACUAGAAGGCACAAUAGCUGCAUUGAAACAAAAAAUGGCACAGUCACAGGAUGCUCUGGAUGCCCUGUAUAAACACCUGUACCGCCUCCAGACAGAUAUUACCUACAAGACAAACUCCCUGAUACUGGAUAACAAAUGCAUGGAUGGCAGGCGAAAGCUGACAGUCCCGGCUGAGAAAUUUGUGCCCGAGGUGGACACUUUCAACCGUACUACCAACCGUACUCUCUCGCCCCUCAAGAGCCGGCAACUGGAGCUGGCAUAGG
Messenger RNA from Candoia aspera, 1298 nucleotides. It is a transcript of the gene TEKT2, whose product is annotated as tektin 2. The transcript is spliced from 9 exons. Gene Ontology annotation, biological process: cilium assembly; cilium movement involved in cell motility. Gene Ontology annotation, cellular component: microtubule cytoskeleton; nucleus. The record is from RefSeq and is a predicted model, not a curated record. Bases 5 to 1297 code for a protein of 430 amino acids. NCBI's taxonomy places the organism in Eukaryota, Metazoa, Chordata, Lepidosauria, Squamata, Candoiidae.